Messenger RNA from Macrobrachium nipponense, 1849 nucleotides. RefSeq lists its product as uncharacterized. Bases 241 to 1257 code for a protein of 338 amino acids. The record is from RefSeq and is a predicted model, not a curated record. NCBI's taxonomy places the organism in Eukaryota, Metazoa, Arthropoda, Malacostraca, Decapoda, Palaemonidae. The transcript is spliced from 4 exons.
CUGUAGCUAGAGCUCUCUAAAUAGUGUAAACAGCAGCGAGAGUGGUCUAGCUAGAAUUAAUCUCCGAUUUCGGUGGGUCGAGUUGUAGUCUAGCGAGUGAUGUAGUAGACACCAGGAUUAAUAGAGUGCGGACACGAGGUGGAGAGUACGUGCUGAGACUGUGGACUUGAAUAGAUUUUCUCGAUGUAGGGAGAGAACGGCUGUAUAACGUUUCAGUAAAGGACUUCAUGCUAAGAGCAGAUGUUCACGUUUUUGAAUCCCGAAUGUAUGCGAAAGUGGAAAGAUAAGCUAUUGCAUUACAUAAGAAUAUUCCCCGUGAACCACAUUAUGGCUUGGACAAACAUAACAUUGAAGGACCGCCCAGAACAUUACCGUAUUCUUAAAUCAGAGGACAAAACAACGUCCUCAUCAGACACUGAAUGCCAGGCAAGUAGUCAGAGGAAAAUUCUUCAGCUUCUCCAGCUUCCAAAACCGAGUGUUGCUCGCCACAGGCCAGCACCAGCAAGCCUCGCCCAGGAUGACCACAGCAGAAAAGCUCCUGAUUCAGUGGGAAUAAGAGUUCUGCCAACCGACUCCCUGCCGGUGAGAGUUGCUGGUCAGAGUGAUCUCUUCUCAGAUAACACUAGCAGUGUUCAGCUAGACUUCAUGUCAAGUGAAAGAUUGAUGAAAAUGAGGGAUGACUUGAGGUUUUCACUCAUACGUAAAUAUGGACCUUCCAGGGCCAAAACUCUGUAUGAAAAGCAUGUGAAGCAAUGUCAUUAUCUCAUAAUAAACGCAGAAGAAGACGACGAAAUGGCUGCAUUGGUCAGGAAGCUGUUAGAAGAUCACCGCGACAGUCCAACCAUCAAAGGGCGUUGGAAUAUAGUCUUAGGGUCACAGAGACUCGCUGUUUGGCAGCAACUCAUACAAUCAGCCACAACAAUCCUUGUCUUCUUGUCAAGGGCAUUGUGUAAAGAUGAGAUACUUUCGUUCACAUUUCCGGGUAUUCUUACUCAAGAUCGGAUAAUAGUGCCCAUCUAUUUAGAAGAGUUUACGCUUCAAGAAUGCGAGAAGGAGUUUCUUUCCAAUCUUAGACCUGUGGUUUAUUCCUAUGGCACAACACUGUAUGAUCGAAGUACUGAGGGAAUCAAGGAAUUUGUUGAUAAUCUUCAUUCCAAAUUCAGCUUCGUUAAACAUUAUUAUAAGGAGGUUAAAGCUUUACAGGAUCUACUCAUGCCUACGGACUUGUUCAAUAUUUGUCCAUGUGGGGAGUGCUAGGAGUAUACGUCUUUCAGUUUCCCUCGUGAAACAGGGUCAAACAAGUGACUGUAUUUUCAUAAAGAGAUUUCAGGAGGGGAAACAUACCUGUGGUUCUUAAUGGAUGGGAAGAAAACCAUUCUUCACAAGUACAAAAAUUUUUUUGUUUAAUAAUGUGCCAAACGUCAAGCUGUUUAUAUUAUGCAUUAAUUCUAGGCUAAGCCAUAAUCCACAAUGUGGUUGGAGGAAGAAGAAAAAGGAGUAGUAGAAGGAGGAAUAGGGAGUGAAGAGGCAGGAGCAAGAAGUAGUGCAUAAGCUGUUGUUGUUGUUGAGACUUAAGAGAGGCCAGUUCAAAAACAGAAGUCUUUCUAGGCUUUGGUAGAAUGGCGUCGAUAGCAGGGGUAUCUGUUAUAAUGACGGGCACCUUACGUCCAUUUGAUGAAACCAAUGACGUUGGAGAAUGGUUUGAAACUUGUAAUGGUUACUAGGCUUAAGGAAAUUAAGGAACUACCAGUUGUAAUUCCUUUAUUAUUAUAAGGAAGUGCAUAUUCUGUGUAUAAUGAAUUAAGUUAUGACAAGAAAAAAAUACAUUAUUCAAUUAUAUCAGCAUUAA